Chlamydomonas reinhardtii is the source of this 2071-nucleotide messenger RNA. RefSeq lists its product as uncharacterized. NCBI's taxonomy places the organism in Eukaryota, Viridiplantae, Chlorophyta, Chlorophyceae, Chlamydomonadales, Chlamydomonadaceae. The coding region runs from base 156 to 1388 and encodes 410 amino acids. The record is from RefSeq and is a predicted model, not a curated record. The transcript has 10 exons. Gene Ontology annotation, molecular function: prenyltransferase activity. Gene Ontology annotation, cellular component: transferase complex. Gene Ontology annotation, biological process: isoprenoid biosynthetic process; ubiquinone biosynthetic process.
CGCCCUAGCAAAGUUGCACCUCUGCCAGGCCCAAUUUGAGGAUUGCCCAUAUCAUACUUGAUAGUUACUUUGAAUCUUCAGCCUUUGUAUGCAGCUUGGACAGCGCGAGCGUGCUGAGCAAACCCACAUCAUCGCUUUGUUAGAGAGGCCCUGCGAUGAGCCUUAAACAUGCCCUCCGUCAAGCUGGAGGGCUUAUUUCAGCAGUAGCAUCCUCGAGCUCGUCCACGGGCGCGGUAUCGUUGUUCCUGAAUGGAGCUCUAGAUGUGAGGCCUGCGCUGCAUCGUUUGUUCCUCACAGCUGCUGUGCCCCAAGGCUACAUACAGACAUGGGCAGAGGUGCACGACCGCCGCGUGGAGCCGUUCAGCGUGGUGCAGCAGGAGGUGGACGUGGUGUCGGAGCGGCUCAGACACAGCGUGACCACGGGCAUUCCGGCCCUCAAAACCGCGGCCGAGUACUUCUUCCGGCGAGGCAUCGAGGGCAAGCGGCUGCGGCCGACGCUCGCGCUGCUCAUGUCCUCGGCGCUGUCCCCCGCCGCGCCCUCGCCGGAAUACCUGCAGGUGGACACGCGGCCGGCGGCGGAGCACCCGCAUGAGAUGCGGCGGCGGCAGCAGCGCCUCGCCGAGAUCGCGGAGCUCAUCCACGUGGCCAGCCUGCUUCACGAUGAUGUGAUCGAUGACGCGCAGACGCGGCGCGGCGUGCUGUCGCUCAAUACCAGCGUGGGCAACAAGACGGCCAUUCUGGCGGGCGACUUCCUGCUGGCGCGGGCCUCCGUGACGCUGGCGUCGCUGCGCAACAGUGAGAUCGUGGAGCUGAUGAGUCAGGUGCUGGAGCACCUGGUCUCGGGCGAGAUCAUGCAGAUGACCGCCACCAGCGAGCAGCUGCUGGACCUGGAGCACUACCUGGCCAAGACCUACUGCAAGACAGCCAGCCUCAUGGCAAACAGCUCGCGCUCCGUGGCGGUGCUGGCGGGUGCGGCGCCAGAGGUGUGCGACAUGGCGUGGAGCUACGGCCGCCACCUGGGCAUCGCCUUCCAGGUGGUGGAUGACCUGCUGGACCUGACCGGCAGCAGCAGCGUGCUGGGCAAGCCGGCGCUCAACGACAUGCGCAGUGGGCUGGCCACGGCGCCGGUGCUGUUUGCGGCCCAGGAGGAGCCGGCGCUGCAGGCGCUCAUUCUACGCCGCUUCAAGCACGAUGGCGAUGUCACCAAGGCCAUGUCAUUGAUAGAGCGGACACAGGGCCUGCGGCGAGCGGAGGAGCUGGCAGCGCAGCACGCCAAGGCAGCAGCGGACAUGAUUCGCUGCCUGCCCACGGCGCAGUCGGACCACGCGGAGAUCGCGCGCGAGGCGCUCAUACAGAUCACGCACCGUGUGCUGACGCGGAAGAAGUGAGAGCGCAGCAGACGCAAGGGCGGACAGCUAGUUGCAGCGCGGCUGCAGCGGCCGCACGGAAAGCAGCUGCGCGGUGUGUGUUGCGCAAACGUGUCCCAUGAGCGGCAGAGUGGCGAGUGCUGAGUUUUGCAGUGGAUGCUCGUCUUUGGCACGCCGUUACGGUGCUGUCAUGAUCACAUGAUGCAUGACAGGUUCAGGAUGAACAGCGCGUGUACAAUUAUGAAGUGUGGCAAGUGACUGGAGUGGUAGCGCUCUGGAUUGCCUGUGGAUGAAGUCCAUGGAUCAACGUUCUUGUCGUGUGUCAUCGUGCUGCGUGAUUUUCCGUGGUGGAGCUUUGCAGUACGCGCGCCGGCACACAUUCAUCACAACCAGGACGGAUUGGAAGCAGUCUUUCCAGUUCGGUGUUUACAACGGCUAGGGCCGGGGUCGACACUACGCACGGUCACGACGCUGUAUCGGUUUACCGGGGUAGCGGUGACGUAUGUGUGCUCCACAUUGCGGGGGCUUCAUGCCGAAUUCCAUGCAUCUAAUGUGUUGACGGUCGCGUAUGCCCGGCGACUUCUGUGCAUGCGACAAGUGGCCGGCCCGCCCACUCAGGCACACACUGACCGGGGCGCAGUGCAGGCGUGCAGCACUGGGCCUGGCAGGACCGCAGGCCUGUACCCAUGUAAGCGCGCGUGCUC